This is a messenger RNA of Parnassius mnemosyne (clouded apollo), 2430 nucleotides long. Lineage: Eukaryota; Metazoa; Arthropoda; Insecta; Lepidoptera; Papilionidae. The record is from the annotation of a GenBank genome assembly.
AUGGAUGGCGAACAAAUUAGAACGCUCGUCAGGAAACGAGCGUCCAUUAAAGGUACUCUAACUAAAAUUGAAAACAUGUUCAAAAACGAAGAGGAUUACAAGGAGUUCUCUAAACAAGCGUUAGUCCUAAAGGAAGAGCGUCUUCACGACACAUUCAAAAAGUACGAAGACUAUACUUUGGAGAUUUGCGCCAUAGAUCCCGACCUCGAUGAUGGCGAUGAUGUAGAAGAGCAGUACAGCAAAACGCUCACCGUCAUCAGAGAAUUAUUGGAAACAAUAAAUUGUGAAAAAAGUUGUAAAAACGAGUGUGUUACAAAAAGUUUCAAUACAAAGUUACCUACCAUAAAUGUACCAACGUACUCUGGUAAGUACUCCGAGUUCAAGCCAUUCAUACAACUCUUCGAUUCACUCAUACAUAACAAUCAAAAUUUAGAUGAUGUGCAAAAGUUUUUCUAUUUACGUAGUUUUCUGCGAGAGGAACCUCACGAUCUGGUCAAAAAUCUCACAUUGUCUACUGAGAGUUACCAUGAGGCCAGGAAAAUUCUAGUUGAUAGAUACGACAACAAAUAUAAAAUUACAAAUGAACAUAUACACAUUUUGUUAGAUAUUGUACCUAUAUGUAAAUCAACAGCGAGUAAUUUAAGAAACUUUGUAUCUAUUGUUAAGCAACAAUUAGCUGCCUUAAAAAACCUAGGUCACUCAGUUGAUCAAUGGGAUCCAAUAGUACUUUGCAUUCUGACUAGAAAGUUAGACUUAUUGUGCAGUAGGGAAUUCCAAUUGGCUCGAGUACGAGAUCCUACGGUUGCGCACCUUAUUAAUUUUCUAGAUAAGCGUGCACUUGCACUCGAGAAUGCUGUGCGGCCACCGGAGCGAUCCCAGCCAACUUCAAAGGUGGCUCACGUUGCAGCUGUGAAGAAAACGAAUCCAGACACAGGUGCUGCUGCGGAGACUGUAGGAACAAGAAGCUGCUUACUCUGUAAGUCCAACCACAAGCUUUUUACUUGUCCACAAUUUAAACUUAUGUCUGCGAGUGAUCGAAUCAAGUUUGCCACAUCUAACAAGCUAUGUGAGGUUUGUUUAAAUAAUCAUAGUAAAAAAUGCAGAUAUCACUUUAAAUGCAAUGUCUGCAAAGAAGGGCACAAUACAUUGCUCCACGAAGAUAAAGCAUCGUCUCCAGUAACAUUGAUGUCUGAGGCAGCCUCCGAGCAGGUACUAUUGCCUACAGCACAGGUAAAACUACUAGCGAGCAAUGGUACAGAGGUUCAUGUCAAGGCUCUUCUAGAUACUGGAUCACAGGCAUCUUUUGUGACUAGAGAACUUGCAAAUCUAUUAAAAUUACAAAUUGAUACAGCCAACACUCCAGUUAUUGGUAUAGGCAAUACCUUAAACAAAUUAAAGGAGAAGGUCCAUUUGGAAAUACAUUCCCUCACUCAGAAUUUUAAAAUAUCAGUCACAUGCUACUUAUUGGACAAAAUAACUUCAAAGUUACCACAAAGAAAGUUUGACUUGCAUAACAUAGUUUUACCUUCCAAAAUUAUGCUAGCUGACAAAAGGUUCAAUGAGCCAAGUGACAUACACAUUCUAUUAGGUGCUGACAUAUUUUUCCAGAUCUUGCUGCCGCCUGAGCCUGAGCUUCAAGCUCUUCCAUCCAGCUCGGAGGCACCUGAUGGUAGUGUCACACCUAAGGCUCCAUUACUAAAUACAAGACUUGGUUAUGUAAUUGCAGGUAACACACCUACACAACACACCGAACCAGUCAUUACUUUAUUUUGCAAAAAAUGUGACUCUGAUUUAAAUAAUUCUAUUGUUAAGUUUUGGAAGUGUGAAAGUGUUCCAGAGACCUUCCCAGAGGCACAUUCUGAAAAUGACUUGUGCGAAAAGAUAUUUUGUGACAAUGUCGAGCAAGAUACAAAAAAUAAUAAAAUACAAGUAAUCUUGCCACUAAAGUUACCAUUAGAUUCAAUCAAUCAAGCUUUAGGAGAUUCAUUAUAUUUAGCUUUAAAAAGAUUUCAUAACUUAGAACAUAGAUUUAAAAAAGAUUCUAAUCUUUUUAUGCUAUACAAGGAGUUCAUUCAUGAAUAUUUAAAGCAAAAACAUGGUACAUUAAUUGAUAUAAGUCAAUAUAACCUAUGCACUGACCCAGUGUGCUUUUUACCACACCACCCUGUACUUAGGCUAGAUAAAAAGACAAAAAAAUGCCGGGUUGUAUUUGAUGGGUCUAUGAAAACAAGUACAAAAACAUCUUUGAAUGAUUUAUUACUUAAUGGUCCUGUAGUACAAAAGGAGCUGGUAGAUGUCUUAAUGCUAUUCAGAGUUGAUGAAUAUUUUUUUAUAACAGACAUCAAAAAUAUGUUUAGAAAUAUAAAUAUACAUUUAACACUUUCGUCUGGAGAGACUCUCCAGACGAAAGUGUUAAAUGUAUUCAAUUAA